Messenger RNA from Silurus meridionalis, 3611 nucleotides. RefSeq names its product CCR4-NOT transcription complex, subunit 4a (gene cnot4a). The record is from RefSeq and is a predicted model, not a curated record. Gene Ontology annotation, cellular component: CCR4-NOT complex. Gene Ontology annotation, biological process: protein ubiquitination. Gene Ontology annotation, molecular function: RNA binding; metal ion binding; ubiquitin-protein transferase activity. NCBI's taxonomy places the organism in Eukaryota, Metazoa, Chordata, Actinopteri, Siluriformes, Siluridae.
CGGUGACCGGAUACUGUAUUCCCUCCUCAUCAUUUUAAUGUAAGAUGGUAGUAAGACGCCGCUGCCUAAAGAAAUAGUUAGACUAGAAUAAAUAUCCAAACCAGCCAUUUAAACCCAAAACAGAGCCGGACAGGAUUGUAGAGGAACUCCGGGUGCUUUAGGGAAAACCAUUUCCGCCCUGAUAUUUGUAGAAAUAUCUUCGGAGAGGAAUCCCGGUUGAACGCUGUAGUGUCUCGCUCCGGUGAGUUGCCGUGAUCGCAGCCAUAUUCGUGCAAUAAGAUGUCCCGUAGCCCUGAGCUGAAGGAAGACCCCAUGGAGUGCCCUCUGUGUAUGGAGCCUCUGGAGAUCGAUGACGUCAACUUUUUCCCGUGUACCUGCGGCUACCAGAUCUGCCGUUUCUGCUGGCAUAGAAUUCGCACAGACGAGAACGGCCUUUGCCCAGCAUGCAGAAAGCCGUACCCGGAGGACCCGGCUGUGUACAAGCCCCUCUCACAGGAGGAGAUCCAGAGGAUAAAGAACGAGAAGAAGCAGAAGCAAAACGAGAAGAAGCAGAAGGUGACGGAGAACCGGAAGCACCUAGCGAGCGUGCGCGUGGUGCAGCGGAACCUCGUGUUCGUAGUGGGUCUCUCUCAGAGGCUCGCGGACCCUGAGGUCCUUAAGAGGCCGGAGUAUUUCGGAAAGUUCGGCAAAAUUCAUAAAGUGGUCAUCAAUAACAGUACAUCGUAUGCGGGAUCACAGGGUCCUAGUGCCAGUGCCUAUGUUACAUACAUCCGCUCAGAAGAUGCCCUAAGGGCAAUACAGUGUGUUAAUAAUGUGGUUGUUGACGGUAGAACACUCAAGGCUUCUUUAGGCACAACAAAGUACUGCAGCUAUUUUCUUAAAAGCAUGCAGUGCCCUAAGCCGGACUGCAUGUAUCUGCAUGAACUGGGAGAUGAGGCAGCUAGUUUUACUAAAGAGGAGAUGCAGGCUGGGAAACACCAGGAAUAUGAACAAAAACUACUCCAAGAUCUUUACAAAGCAAAUCCCAACUUUCUACAAUCUUCAACAUGCGGAGGGGAAAAGUCUAAAAACAAAGCAAAUACUACACAAAGACAGAACAGCGGUGGUAAAGAGGGUUGGCCUUUAUUACAGGGUUACGGUAAACUAGUGAAUGGUUUACCUACAGAACAUAGGAAGUCCCCGCCCCUUUUAGAUUGUUUGACAGACUCGGAUCACUUGACCCCAGAAGAGCCAGACUCUGAUUUAGGAACAGAUCAAAACACAGGACUCUCACACUUCUCCUCAGUCUUAGAACCAACCAGUCCUGUUGAUAAAUCAACAGAACCUAUAAGUAUAGGGAAUGGAGAGAAUAUAGCACAGGUCUCGAGCAGUGACUCGCCUUCCCCUCCCCCUGGUUUUUCUAAGCCAAGCCUGGCAGUGCCCAUCAGUGUGGCAGAACUCGCAGCUCGCUCGCCGUUUGAGGGCGCACCUGCCGAAUCUCAGUCACUCUUCUCAGACAACAGUAACUUCAGACAUCCGAACCCCAUUCCCAGCAGUCUACCUUCUUUCCCAAGCUCCCCACAGGGUGGUUCUGACUGGCCCAUGACCCCUGAACCCCAGAGCCUCUUUACCUCAGAAACUAUCCCCGUGUCCUCAUCCACUGACUGGCAAGCAGCUUUUGGCUUUGGCUCUUCGGCCAAGCAGCAGCAGCAGGAGGAUGAUCUAGGCUUCGACCUUGAUGUGACGAGGAAAGCGCUGGCUGACCUCAUAGAGAAGGAGCUGUCGGUGCAGGAACCCUUGCCACGUUCGACCUCACUUAUCCCUAAUGGCCAGCCACGCCUUCCCCCGCUGCAGCACCGCGGCCUCUACAACUCCUUCAGCCUGCCUGCACACGCCCAGGGCAGCCCCGCACGCCAGCCCUGGAUGGGCCUGCCCACUCGCAACAACCUCGCACACAUAAACCACAUCGCACACAGCCAUUUCUUAGACCAAAGCUACCCACCACACCACCACCACAGCACAGGUCUCGGGGGAAUAACUAUAUCAGAAAACAGUGGUUCUGUGGAAAGCAUAAAUGUGAAAGAGUGGCAGGAUGGCUUGAGAGCACUCCUUCCAAAUAUCAACAUUAACUUCGGAGGCAUCCCAAAUUCCACAUCAUCUUCCUCUUCCUCUUCUUCAUCCACCUCCAGUAUGAACCACAUGGGGCUCCCGGCAGGACUCUCGCACAGCCUGAGCUGGGACGGCACGACAAGCUGGAUGGACCCAGCUAUUAUCACUGGUAUGCCAGCGUCCACCGGUAGCAGUUUGGACUGUGUGCCAGACGAAAACCCCCCUCACUGGCUCAAGUCUCUACAAGCUCUGACUGAGAUAGACGGGCCGAGUGGAUCGGUGGUGUCUCAGCCUCGUCACUCAGCCAUGCUGGACUCUGCAGUUCGGCUUCCUCUGCACAGAGGUGGCUGGGCCCCAUACCUCCCUCCUCCAUCGCUCGCUCCCAGUCACUUCCACUCUCCUCCCCCAGGCUUCCAGACAGCCUUCAGACCUCCAGCGCAGACGACAACAGACCUCCUACAGAGUGCCGCCAUGGAGCGCCACUAGGGACAGACCCUCAUCUCUCUCUCCAUCCCAUUUAACUUAACUGUAAUGACGUGCAAAUAUCCUGAUCAUUAAUAACAUAAGCUCUUAUUUGUCUGACCCCCUGUCUCCUCUCCAUUAUCCGCCUUCACCCUCCUGUAUUUUGAGGCACACGUUAACAAAUGUUUUAGUGGUUGGGGGAGGGGGUGUUCCAUCAUUCAUAUGUAAACAAUCAAGGAGGGUCUGAGAAACAUUUGAUGCGCACACUAUUAAUAAUGGUUAAAAACUUAUACAGUACUCGUCCAUUCUAGGCUCCAAUUUUGAUCUAAUACUGUGAAUGUGUUACUUAAUGACAGGGAUCUUAAUGACUAGUUUAACAGAGGUCAUUCGGACAGUCAUUUCAGAGGAAAUGCUUGUCAAUGUGGUCUUGCAAUUUACUUUGGCUCACAGAAAUAUAGGAGGUUACAAGAAAACAGACCCUGUGGUGUAAAUGUACACACAAGUCUUAAUGCCACAAAGCAUCGACAGAGACCCCUGAUGCCCUCAGACAGCAUGCGGGCAGUUACUGCUGUACCUCUGUAUCAGAGGAUGGAGCACUGCCCUGCUGAUGGCUGGGGGUUUGGGGCCUGUCUCAAACCCAUAGGAUGAAGGAUGCCACCAUGUGGCACUUUGUCACUUCACUACUAGUGAGAAGCAUUAAGACUGCAGUGCACAGUUGCAAAAUAUGAUUAUUAAAAAUACACAGCUAAGGAGACAAAAAUCGCAGGUAAAAUGCUGAUAACCUGAGCUCUAGUAAUGACUGAAGUUUUGGUAACACCUGACCAAUCCAGGCCUUCCUAAUCAUCAUCAUUUUUUUUUUUUUUUUGGCUCUACUGUGGCCCAUACUAAACAGUAUUUAUCAGACACACUCCUCCAUUCUUUCAGGAAAAAUUCAAUAUAAUACAACCUCUUCGUUUUUAAACAUGCUGCUGAGAUAACACAUUUAAUACAAAGUGAAGAGCUAAAAAAAUGAAUAAAUAAUCUGGUACAACAAAAUCCUAAAUAAAAUUGAAUACUCAGUG